CGAUGUCACGAAAGAAAGGUGAAGUGUAGCGGUGGCCGUCAGUGCCAAAACUGUCAGCAAUCUGACAAGGCGGACGAGUGCUCGUUUCCGCAAAGGAAUAGGACUGUAAAGGUUCCGCAAAGUUUACUUGAUGAACUGUUCCAGGAGAUUGGUAGACUGAGGCGACAGAAUGCCCCUCACCCACUUCAGUCACCCAUAGACCUUCAGCCAGAACCACCUGCAGAAUCCGCGGAAAGCGAACCAAUUCCAGCAAUCAGUAUUGAUCAAUGGUUCGACAGUUUGAAUGUCUUCAGAAGCCCUGUCCUCAUCGGCGAGGCUGCCGACGCCGCUUUCGCAACUCGGUUUCGCCAGGUCAUCACGGACCCGUCAGCUCCCGAGCCUAUCCACCUCCUACGCUUGGAUUAUGCAUCCAACGAGUCCAUGAUGUCGUUGGCUGAUGUCAACACACCUUGGCCUGGGCCUUCCCGCGCCAAAUCCUUGCUCGAGGCCGCCAUGAUAUACAUUGGUCGCUCAUAUCACGUCAUGGAAGCACGCGUAAUUACAGAAAGCUGGAAACAGCACAGCCAUGACGCGAACCAGGAGGCCAUAACCCUUCGGUGUAGAACUUGGGCCUUAUUUGCGAUCGGGGAGCUUUACAUCUCCAAUUCCACCGGUGUCCACGGUUUCCCUGGAAUGGCAUACUUUGCUCAAGCAUCUAAGGCUUUGGGAUAUCCUGACGAGCGCCCCGAGGUCGACUCAGUUGAGCUUUACCUUCUCUUGGCUUUCUACUCUAUGGCUCUGAACCGACGAUAUAGUGCGUACGUUUUCGCGGGUACUGCCGUUCGUGUUGCAGUUGUCAUCGGCCUGCACCUUAACAUUCCGGAGUCUCAAUUACCAGACCCCAUGAUUCGCCAACAUCGGAAGUGCCUCUUUUGGACUGCAUAUAUUAUAGACCGACUCUGUGCUGCGAACCUCAACCACCCACCGGCAAUUCGAGAUGAUGACAUUGGCGUUGACCUUCCUUGCGAGCCAUCUACUUCGAGUUCGACCGAUAGCUAUGGUGACUCCGAUUACCAUGUUGCUAAUAUCAAACUAGCUGGUCUAUUAACUUCCAUAAUCCGAUCUGUCUACAGCGUCCGAACCCAAGCUGAAGGCACAUGCGCGAACCUUUCGAGCCGCGUACAAGGCUGUCUCAAAGAUCUCCAGUGCUGGUUCGAAACCUUACCUCGUUCGUUACAGAUAGGAGACAAAUCUUUGAACGAGCCACAUGAUCACAAAGUUGUCUCUCUCCAUCUGCGUUUCUACCAGUGUGUGAUUUUGGCUACUCGACCACUUUUACUACACGCCUUGCGAAUUCAGGUCGCAAGCUCACGUUCCGGCCCAUCUCCAGCAUCAUUCAGGAUCCCUCCCGAUGCGACAGCACUUUCACAGGCAUGCAUACGGUGCGCUCAUCAGUCUACAAGACUGCUCACACGAGCGUGGAUCGAUGGGACCUUUGUGACUUUUGAUUGCUUCUUCACGCAACACCUCUUUUCUUCAUUAACGAUCCUCGCCAUUUCGAGUCUCUUGGACGGAGUAGGCAGUCGACAUGAUCGGGAUUCUUACGAGGAGGCAUCUCGUCUGCUUGACCAACUAAAGAUGGCUGGGAACAUGGUGGCCCAGGAAUAUAGUCGCCAUGUUGAAGUGAUGGAGUCGACGAUAUUAUGGAUUAGGGGGCCUUGCGACGAUGUUCUCGCUCAGGAAAUUGAUCCAAACUUACCAGAUGGGGCAGUGCCAGCAGCAGGUGUGCCUUUGCCAGAGCCGUCGUUGCAAGAGCUGUUGUCCCAACCAGUGUUAGAUCUUCACUUCUUUGAGGGUGCUGUUCGAGGGGAGCACUCGCAAGGGAUUUACUGGCCAGACAUGCAUGUAGAUAGAUGA
This is a messenger RNA of Colletotrichum phormii, 1896 nucleotides long. Its product is annotated as fungal-specific transcription factor domain-containing protein. Gene Ontology annotation, biological process: DNA-templated transcription; positive regulation of transcription by RNA polymerase II. NCBI's taxonomy places the organism in Eukaryota, Fungi, Ascomycota, Sordariomycetes, Glomerellales, Glomerellaceae. Gene Ontology annotation, cellular component: nucleus. Gene Ontology annotation, molecular function: DNA-binding transcription factor activity, RNA polymerase II-specific; sequence-specific DNA binding; zinc ion binding. The transcript has 6 exons. The annotation marks the transcript as partial. The record is from RefSeq and is a predicted model, not a curated record.